Messenger RNA from Pyrenophora tritici-repentis Pt-1C-BFP, 1617 nucleotides. Its product is annotated as AraJ, Arabinose efflux permease. Gene Ontology annotation, biological process: carbohydrate transport; transmembrane transport. Gene Ontology annotation, molecular function: carbohydrate:proton symporter activity. Gene Ontology annotation, cellular component: plasma membrane. The record is from RefSeq and is a predicted model, not a curated record. Lineage: Eukaryota; Fungi; Ascomycota; Dothideomycetes; Pleosporales; Pleosporaceae.
AUGCUCGGGGUCAUCACAUCGAUAGGUGGUUUCCUCUUCGGCUACGACACGGGACAAAUCUCUGGCAUGCUCAUCUUCCCCGACUUCAUCAGACGCUUCGGACAGGUUCAGGCCAAUGGAGAGAUUGCAUUCGAUCCCACCAUCCAGUCCCUACUCGUCUCACUCAUGUCUAUUGGUACCCUAAUCGGCGCACUGGCCGGUGCAUACACUGCCGACUUUUUAGGACGCCGUCGCAAUCUGACGGCGGGAGUCUUUGUAUUCGUGAUUGGAAACAUCAUUCAGGUCACUGCGAUGGAUAGUUGGGUACACAUGACAAUGGGCCGCAUCGUUGCCGGUCUCGGUGUUGGUGUACUGUCAAUCGGUGUACCCAUGUAUCAGUCCGAGGUCUGCCCACGAGAGAUCCGUGGUGCUGUUGUCGCAUCCUAUCAGCUAAUGAUCACGGUUGGCAUUCUCGUCUCCAACAUCAUCAACUACGGUGUUCGUGAUAACCCAGGCGAAGAGUCUGACGCGGCCUGGAGGAUCGUCAUUGGUCUUGGAAUUGCAUUCUCGAUACCUCUUGGUCUUGGUGUGCUCUUUACACCCGAGUCUCCUAGAUGGUUGGCGGGUAAGGGACGUUGGGAAGACGCACGCAUGGCGAUGGCCCGUCUCCGAGGUUUGGCACAUGACCCAACGCACGUCCUUGUCAACGAAGACUUCAACGAGAUGCAGGAUGCCAUCAAUGAGCAGAAGAGUGCUGGGCAGGGUACCUGGUUGGAGUGCUUCACUGGCCAGCCCUCCGGCAUUCCGCGUCUGGCAUACCGCACUCUCAUGGGUUGCGCUAUUCAAUUUUUCCAGCAGUGGACUGGUGUCAACUACUUCUUCUACUAUGGCGCAACAAUCUUCCGCUCUGCGGGUAUCGAGGAUCCUCUUCAAGUCCAGCUCAUUCUUGGCGCUGUCAACGUGGCGAUGACGGUUCCUGGAUUAUACUUGAUUGAGCGAGUUGGUCGUCGUGUUCCCCUCGUUCUUGGUGGCCUUUGGCAAGCAGCUUGGCUUCUCAUCUUCGCUAUCAUCGGUGUUGCGCUACCACCCCAGGACAACCCAACCGCAGGUGUGGUCAUGAUUGUCGCUGCUUGCAUGUUCAUUGCCAGUUUUGCUGCGACCUGGGGCCCAUUCGUCUGGGUUAUCAUUGGAGAAAGCUUUCCCAUCCGAACUAGGGCGAAACAAGCGUCCAUGGCAACCGCAUUCAACUGGCUUGGUAACUUUUUGAUUGGUUUCCUCACACCUUACGCUGAUGACGGCAUCGGUUACGCCUUCGGAUUCGUCUUCUUCGCCUGCAACUUUGCUGCUGCCGGUGUUGUGUACUUCUUCGUUUUCGAGACCAAGUCUUUGUCUCUUGAGAACGUUGAUAUCAUGUACUCAGACUCCACUCUCUCGGCCAGGACUAGCAAGAAGUGGAUUCCAGCUGGCUACAUCACCCGCAACGAGCGUGAUGACUCGUACUGGCAGCGACGCCACAGUGCCGUGGCUGCCGAUGGCGCCAUUGUAAAUGAGAAGUACGAUGGCAAGGAUGCUGAUAGUUCUCCUGAGCGGGGCAUGUCGAUGCAUCAGGAGCGAGUUGACGAGGGACGCAGGGUCUAA